Messenger RNA from Chrysochloris asiatica (Cape golden mole), 6042 nucleotides. RefSeq names its product shroom family member 3 (gene SHROOM3). The record is from RefSeq and is a predicted model, not a curated record. Gene Ontology annotation, biological process: actin filament organization. NCBI's taxonomy places the organism in Eukaryota, Metazoa, Chordata, Mammalia, Afrosoricida, Chrysochloridae. Gene Ontology annotation, molecular function: actin filament binding. Gene Ontology annotation, cellular component: cortical actin cytoskeleton; apical plasma membrane; apical junction complex. The transcript is spliced from 11 exons. Bases 1 to 6042 code for a protein of 2013 amino acids.
AUGAUGAGGACUGCGGAGAGCUUCGAGGAGACCAGCCCCACGCUAAACCCUCACGGGACCCCUAAGAGAAGGUACAUAUAUCUGGAAGCAUUCCUGCAGGGAGGAGCUCCCUGGGGCUUUACUUUGAAAGGUGGUCUGGAGCAUGGAGAGCCAUUAAUCAUCUCUAAGAUUGAAGAAGGGGGCAAAGCAGACUCUGUGCGCUCCAAACUGCAGGCUGGCGACGAGGUUGUGCACAUCAAUGAGGUCGCGCUGAGCAGCUCGAGAAGGGAGGCUGUUUCCCUGGUGAAAGGAUCCUACAAGACCCUCAGGCUGGUGGUACGAAGAGACACAUGUGCAGGCCAGGGUCAUGCAGAUACUGCAGCCUCUAAGUCCAGCCCUGAGCACCUCACCUCUGAACCCCAGCAGAGAAAAGCAACCAGGUCGGGAGGAAUCAAACUUCGGCUGAAGCACAGGCGCAGUGAUCCAGCAGGCCGGCCUCACUCUUGGCAUUCAACCAAAUUUAGGGAGAACCAACCCGAUGCCAGCAUGAUGCAAAUAUCCCAGGGCACGAUUGGUACUCCCUGGCACCAAAGCUACCAUUCCAGCUCCUCUACAAGUGACCUCUCCAACUAUGACCAUGCUUAUCUGAGGAGGAGUCCUGACCAGUGCAGUUCCCAGGGGAGCAUGGAGAGCUUGGACCCCAGUACGGGAUACCCGCCCUGCCAUCUUCUUUCUCCUGCCAAGUCCACCAGUAGCAUUGACCAGCUCAGUCACCUGCAUAACAAGAGAGACUCUGCUUACAGCUCCUUCUCCACCAGUUCUAGCAUCCUAGAGUAUCCGCCUCCUGGCAUCGCCACUCGGGAACGCUCAGGCUCCAUAGAUACCACUUCUGCUCGAGGUGGCCUCCUGGAAGGAAUGAGGCAAGCAGACAUUCGCUAUGUGAAGACAGUCUAUGAUACUCGGAGGGGAGUGUCAGAAGAGUAUGAGGUAAACUCUUCAGCCCUGCUUCUUCAAGGUAGGGAGGCCCGAGCAUCCGUAGGUCAGAGCUCUGAUAAGUGCCAUAAUGUUUCUCGGGGCAAGGGAGUGCCUCCCCCAUCUUGGAACCAGCAGUGUCCCCGUUCUUUGGAGACUGCCGCUGACAACCCACCUCCUAAGGUGGGUGCACCGCUGCCUCCAGCUCGGAGUGACAGUUAUACAGCCAUCCGGCACCGUGAGAGGCCCAGCUCCUGGUCUAGCCUUGAUCAGAAACGUUUCUGCAGGCCUCAGGCAAGCUUGUCAGGCGCCCUGAAGUCUUCCUUCCUAGAGGAACAGCUACAUACGGUACUAGAGAAAAGUCCAGAGAGCAGCCCCCCAGUGAAGCCCAAGCAUAACUAUAUCCAGAAGGCACAACCAGGCCAGCCUCUGCUCCCGACUGGCAUCUACCCUGUACCUUCUGUGGAGCCACACUUUGCCCAGAUACCCCAGCCUUCCAUGAACAGUAAUGGUAUGCUCUACCCUGCACUGGCCAAGGAAAGUGGAUAUACAGCCCCUCCGCCUGCUUGUGACAAGAUGGUUACCUUUGAUGAGAAUGGGAACCAAAAUGGGUCUAGCAGGCCUGGGUUUGCCUUCUACCAGCCUCUGGAACAUGAUUCUGUGUCCCUGGUGGAGAGGAAAUCAGAAACUACAGCCAAGUUUGUCCCCUACAAAGUUCAUUUCUCAUCAGUGCCUGAAAAUGAGGAGGAUACCUCCCUGAGGAGACAUCUUGCAUCUCCCCAAGGCAACAGCCCACAUCCCAGUGAAAGAAAGAUCACCCAUAGCAACAAAUCAUAUUCUAAUCACCACAGCCUCAAACCACCCCAGGCUCCGGCUUGGCAAGCAGAAGACAAGAGAUCUGGUAGGCUCUCAGAACCUUGGGAGGUGGAUUUCCGGGAAGACCACAAUGCCAACCUCCAGAGGAGGCAGGAGAGAGAAGGCCAAAGCCUGUCAAGAAACUUUGAAAAGACCAAGUCAGCGUUCUCAUCUCUCCAAAACAUUCCAGAGAGUCUAAGAAGGCAAAGUAGCCUAGAGCUAGGAGGGAGAUCUCAGGAGGGCUACCCAGAUGACAAACCAGCUGCUAUAGUCAACACCAAGGAUGAGGACGCUGGAAGGAAAGUUGGUCUUGACCACACGAGUCAUCUGGACAGGACAGUUUCCUAUCCAAGACCUGAGGGGAGAACUUGCAUAUCAGCCUCUUUCCACAGUUCAGACCCAAGGUGUGAAGAACCCUCCUCCCCAUCACACCAGCAGACUUCCAGUCUGGGCAGGAGACAGCUCAGCUCUGGCAUGGCCUCGUCUCUGCAGGGCUUUCAGUACAGGAAGCCUUGCUCUGUGUUGGAGAAGGUUUCCAAAAUCGAGCAGCGAGAGCAAGGGAGCCAGAGAUCCUUAAGUGUAGGCUGCUCCAGUUAUGGCCAUACAUACAGACCUAACAGGACAGUCUCAACUUCCAGCACCUCUGGAAAUGAACUUGAGGAGGCAAGAGCCAAUAUCCGGUUUUCUGAAUCCAUCAAUCCUCUAGGCAAUGGGAAGCAGCACUUCAAAAACGGAGAAACAAAGUUGGAAGAGGUUUCCUGGCAACCAUGUGAUCAGCAGCUGACCAGGGGUGCUGAUGGCACCUGUGGACCCCCACUCCGAGGCAGUGAUCCUCCUAGGCGGGAUGCCCGCCUCCUCCGCAGCCAGAGCACAUUUCAGCUCCUAAGCGAGGUUGAUAAAGAGGCUGUGUGGUCAGAUGACAGGUCUGACACUCCCGAGUCGCCCCCGCUGGACGCCCCCUUCAGCCGAGCCUACCGGAACAGCAUCAAGGACGCACAGUCCCGUGUCCUGGGAGCCACCUCCUUUCGACGGAAGGACCUCGAACUGGGGGCAUCCGGGGCAUCCAGGCCCUGGCGGCCCCGACCCGCCUCUGCCCACGUGGCACUGCGGAGCCCCGAGGCGCCAUCGGUGACCUCACCAUCCCCACAUACGCCCCGUGAGCGGCACAGUGUGACCCCAGUGGCGGGUGAACCAGCCCAGCCUGUGCCCUCCACUGCCCGCAGAGGUGCACGCCGGCGCCUGACCACGGAGCAGAAGAAGCUAUCCUACUCGGAGCCCGAGAAGAUGAACGAGGUAGGCAUUUCCGAGGAGGUGGAACCAACGCCCUUGGGCUUGCAGAGGAAGGCUCUGCGUUUUCCGGAGACCACCGUGGCGGAUCGACGCCGGAUCUUUGAGCGCGACGGGAAGGCCUGCUCGACCCUUAGCCUCUCAGGACCAGAGCUGAAGCAGUUCCAGCAGAGCGCCCUGGCCGAUUACAUUCAGCGCAAGACCGGCAAGCGGCCCUCGUCAUCCUCAGGCUUCGGCUUCCAGGAGCUCAGAUCCCGCACCCAGAGCUCCUAUCUCCAGCCCGGGCCCGAAGGCCCUGGCCUCACCGCGGCCUCCAGCCUUAGCUCGCUGGGGGAGCCGAACCUGCAGCCACGCAGAGAGGCCGCCCUGCCAGCCGCAGCGCCGGUGACUGCGGGAGAGCCCCCGCGGACCCCUCGGAAUCGCAGCAGCUCCUUUGUCAGCGGUCGCCUUCUCUGGGAACAGCGACAAGGGGACCACCAGGCCCCAAGGGAGCCAGCCAGGGCCGAGCUGCACGGUGGAGCUAACUGUGGACAUCGGGGUCCCCAGAGGGUGGACAGGACCCCUGGAGAGCUGUCCUGGGGAACCAAAGCUGGGAGGACGGAAAAAUCCAAGUCAGCGGAGGACCUGCUAGAGCGCUCGGAAGUCCUGACCGUCCCUGUGCAUGUGAGAUCCAGGUCAUCUCCCAUUGCAGACAAAAUGUGCCAGGAUAUGCUUUUGGGAGACAACAGUAGCCUUGACCUUGUGAAGGAUCCAUGCUCCCUGACUGGCCCUGGAUCUAGGUUGCUCAACUGUUCAGAAAGAGGCCGUGAGGAGAUGCCGUUGCUCAGACACCACCCUGGCCCUCGGGAUGGUGUAGAUGGCAGAGCAGUUGGUGUCCCCUCAGUUCCCAGUGAAUGUCCUGGAAACCUGGACCCUCAAAGGCAAACCAAUAGGACGCCUUACCCCAGGCCACUGUCAGCAGGAAUGCAGAGCCAUCCUACAGAUGCCAGGAUGGGACCACUGACCCCACUCAGCUCCACUCUGCCUACCACUGGAUCCUCCACCUGUUGCUCACAAGCUGUGGCCACCCAGCAGGCUGGGAGACCUCCUCUUUCACCCUGCACGCCUGCGACAGCCCCCAGAAGCAAUGGUCCCAGCCCAACCCAGCCUCCAAGUCCCAGAGGCCCUGAAUCCACCAGUCUAGAGAAUGGGAUAGGGGAGGAGAUGAAGAAGAAGGUUUCGCUGCCUCAGAGGCCUCCGCCCUCUCAAGUGAAAUGGGCCUAUGUAGUCCGAGGGGACAGCCUUCCCGAGGAAUCCUUGUCGCCCGAGUUUGUGAACCUGAAGCACUAUAGAAAACAGCAGAGUUUUCCGAGUUCAAGCAGCACUUCUGACCCCAGCACUCCAGGGAGGAUUUCCCUCCGAAUAUCCGAGUCAUUCUCACAGAGUUUGCCACCGCCUCGGGAGGAGUAUGAUGAUGAAGUGUUUGUGAAGGACUUGCAACCCAGUGCCACUUCCAGCCCCACAUUUGAAGCUCUCCCCCCACCCCCAGCUCCUCCGCAGAGCCUGGACACCCCAGUGAGUAUCGUGGAUGAGUUUCCUCCACCCCCUCUUCAAGCUCUGUGUGAAGCACAGAUGGACAGCGAGGCCUAUGAGGAUCCCAAGACCAGCUCUAGCAAAUUUUCCAAGGUGUUGACUAUAAGAGAAAGACCAGCGCCAGCUACAGCCCAUUUGGUGGGUAGUCACAUACUGGCUUCUAGACUCCAAACUUCUAUCAAGACUUCUGAGUCCAAUAAGGCCAACCCGCCCUCUAUCAUAGAUGACCCGCUUCAACUGAUUGGGUCUCUUGGCAAGCAACCAAGCCCAGGGCAGCCUCCUCCCCUCUGGACCCAGCACUUCGUUGACGAUCCAAUCAGUGAAUCUCCAAGUUUAGGGAAGAAAGUCAGUGCUGGUCCUCAGAAGACCUCAGAGGAUGUCAAAACCGAGGCUUUAGCCAAGGAAAUUGUCCACCAAGACAAAUCUCUGGCAGACAUUUUGGACCCAGACUCCAGAAUGAAGACAACGAUGGACCUAAUGGAAGGGUUGUUUCCCCGAAAUGUUAACACGAUGAAGGGCAGCAGCAUCAAGAGGACGACCACACAGAGAGCUCCCAGCCACCCUGACGGCGAAGGCAAGAGGCAUGAAGAAAAAGAAAUGAUGGGCAUGUUGGUCAACUGUCCAGCUUACUACAAUGUGUCUGCCCCGAAGGCGGAGCUUCUGAACAAAAUCAAAGAUAUGCCACAAGAGGUGAAUGAGGAAGAGGAACAGGCAGAUGUCAAUGAAAAGAAGGCGGAGCUCAUUGGAAGCCUCACCCAAAAGCUUGAGAUCCUCCAGGAAGCAAAAGGAAGUGUGCUGAUGGACAUCAAACUCAACAAUGCUUUGGGAGAAGAGGUGGAGGCUUUGAUCCAUAAGCUCUGCAAGCCCAAUGAGUUUAACAAGUACAAGAUGUUCAUAGGGGACUUGGACAAAGUGGUAAACCUACUGCUUUCCCUCUCGGGGCGCCUGGCCCGUGUUGAGAACGUCCUUAGUGGCCUUGGGGAAGACGCCAGUAAUGAAGAACGGAGCUCUCUCAACGAGAAGAGGAAAGUCCUAGCGGGGCAGCACGAGGAUGCCCGGGAGCUCAAGGAGAACCUUGACCGAAGAGAACGGGUGGUACUGGACAUCCUGGCCAGUUACCUUUCCGAGGAACAGCUUCAGGACUACCAGCACUUUGUGAAAAUGAAGUCAACACUCCUCAUUGAGCAGCGGAAGCUGGAUGACAAGAUCAAGCUGGGCCAGGAGCAGGUCAAGUGUCUGCUGGAGAGCCUUCCCUCAGAUUUCCUUCCCAAGGCUGGGGCUCUGGCGUUGCCCCCAAACUUUGCAAAUGAAACGGCUCCUGGGGGGGGCGGAAGUACUUUUAGUAGUAUUUUCCCACCAUUAACCUCUCCACUUUAA